AUGCAGCUGGUUGUCACAGCCUUGUGGCUGGGUCUCCUUAUGGUGGCCACUGGAGAUGAGGAAGAUGAGUGUGUCGACGAGCCCCUGCCCGAUGAAGAUGCCACGCUAUGCAAGGGCCUUGAAGUUUUGUACCCUGAGUUGGGGAACAUCGGCUGCAUGUUCAUUCCCGACUGCAAUGACUACAGACAGAAGAUCACCCUCUGGAGCAAACCCAUAGUCAAGUUCUCUGGCGCCUUUGACGAUGCAAAGUACAUCCUGGUGAUAGUGGAUCCAGAUGCUCCCAGCAGGUACAAUCCCAGAGCAAGAUUCUGGAGACAUUGGCUGGUGCCGGAUAUCCAGGGUGCCGACCUGCAGAAAGGGAAGAUUAAGGGCCAGGAGUUACCAGCCUACCAACCUCCCUCUCCACCACCUGACAGUGGCUUCCACCGCUACCAGUUCUACGUCUAUCUUCAGGAAGGGAAGACCAUCAACCUCCUUCCCAAAGAAAACAAAACUUGAGGUAGGGUCUCAUCCUUCCUGCUGCAGCCAAGGUAGAUUAAAGGCUCUUGGGAAAUGGACAAAUUUUUGUACCGGUUCCACCUGAAUGAGCCUGAAGUAAGCACCCAGUUCAUGACACAGAACUACGAAGACUCAGCAAUGUUCCAAGCUUCCGGGGAAAGGGGCAGCUAG
Molecule: messenger RNA, 669 nt
Organism: Heterocephalus glaber (naked mole-rat)
Lineage: Eukaryota; Metazoa; Chordata; Mammalia; Rodentia; Bathyergidae
Source: RefSeq, a predicted model, not a curated record